AUGGAGAAAUUUGAUGCAAAGAGCAAAAACUAUUGUAGUCCCAACCUGGUGCCAAAGGCACCUGGAGAGUCGCUGGCGAGAGUUUUGAAACUGUUUCUGACAUCAGCGAAGAAUCAGCAGCACCAGCGCAAAUCUGCUGCAAGAGGGAAGGCCAGGGAGCAAAGGCGAGAUGCUCUUCCUUUGGCUGUGUCCUGGUAUUCCGGGACACCACCAGAAGGCGCUGCCCACAUUCAGGGUGGCUCUUUGCGCAUCCAUCAAGGCAAUCGGGACACUUCUUCAGGUUUUAUUAACUUCUUAACCUAUUUUCUGGCUGCUGGUGCCAUUAGUCUGGGAAUUGGUUUCUUAGCUUUGUCAUCUGCGUUGUGGUUCCUGAUCUGCAAACGAAGGGAAUUAUUUCGAAGUCCCAACAUUAAAUCAAUUGAUGAAAAACUGAAACAAAGACUAUACAAACAGAAGGCUAAACCUCAGUCUGUUUUCAUUUCCCGAAACUUUCACACUGGCCAAUCUCAACCGCAGGUGGAACACAGAGAAAGGGAAGGAGCACAAAUGAAAGCAGUCAAUUCUAAAGAUGAACUCUGCCUUCCGGACCCUGUGGACGGAGAGUCCCCUGACAUGCUCUCAGUAGAAAAUGGCAGUAGUGUGACAGUGAACUUGUCGACGUCCAUCCCUAGUUCUUACUGCAGCCGAAGCAUGGAAGCAGCUGAUGAGUGGUUCUCAAAUUACCCUCUAGAAGCCAAGACUCCCCCAGAGCCUUUACUUGGGGAACCUCUAGCAGAAAAGGUGUUAGCAUACCUGUCAAGUAUCUCAUUAGAAGAAUGGCCUAGAAACACAAUGAAUGUGACAUUUUGUGACGUUCAAAAAGAAGAAAACACUAAGGAAAUGUUUUCACAAAGAAACACAGAGGCUGGCAUACACAACCUUCCAUGUGAUACUGAAUAA
This is a messenger RNA of Chionomys nivalis (European snow vole), 939 nucleotides long. It is a transcript of the gene C11H1orf185, whose product is annotated as chromosome 11 C1orf185 homolog. NCBI's taxonomy places the organism in Eukaryota, Metazoa, Chordata, Mammalia, Rodentia, Cricetidae. The transcript has 6 exons. Bases 1 to 939 code for a protein of 312 amino acids. The record is from RefSeq and is a predicted model, not a curated record.